AUGAUUGAUGUCGUCGCACAUUCUGUGAGUUUGGACCAACAUUUGGAUUAUCCUGUUCAUUUUCAACAACAACAAUAUUUUACACCCUCACCUAGUUCUUUCGCUACCACCACGCCAAGUCUUAACCCAGCAACCACCCUAGACUUUAAUUCGGCGUCAUUUGGCGGUUUCGAUUUAACAGGUGAACAAUUUAUUGCUCGACCUUUAUCAGCUUGCGUCAAUUUUUUCGACAUACAAAAUUGGCCCACCAACAUUUUCGCAAUGAAUUUUCCACCUCAACCUUAUCAUCAACAAUCAGCCCAGGGUCUUCCAAACUCAAGUACCUCGUCACGACAUUUUAACGAUAUGACUUCCACCGCAACAUUUCAUCAUCAGUACGUUGAUGAAACCUCGGCUCAACAAGCGGCCAUGUUGCAACCUGAUGUUACAACCCCUUCGUUUGUUGAACCCUCAACAAAUUAUUUUGCGCUCCCCGCUACAACCUCUUCGUCUUUACAUUCCGCGUCUUAUUACUCUCCUCCUUCAUCAUUACCUCCUCAGGCGAAUCCUGUAAUUUCUAAUUUGGAGACCGAAACUAAUAAUCUUCCCGGCUCUCGAAAUACCGGCGGUUACAUUGGAAAUUUUCAAUCUCAAUCGCAUCCUCGCUUGAGGAUGACCACCAAUAAUCCUACCGCUCAAUUGAUCAACGCUGGUCCCGAUUUCACCCCCAGUCAUCAUUACUUACCUCAGAGGGAGAUCUAUCAAGGUGCCGUUCCCACUUCGAUUGGAAGAGUUAACCACCAAGCACACCAUCAAAAAACAAUUUCGGAGAUCGGUGCGAGUAACAAUUACUCGAGACAAUCAAAUGUUACUGCGACCUCUUUGCCCGUCACGGGCACAACUUCUAUCGCUCCUCAAAUCAAUUCCCCAUCAUCAUCAUCGGGGGUUUGGUCAACGAAAACUUCUUCCGCUCAAACAUCUCCAUCACUCGAGACCGUCGCGUCACCAACAACGCCAACAUAUUACAGUGGUCCCCCAAGGAGUUAUUACUCUCGCCUGCCUCUUUACGACAGGCCAUUCAAGUGCGAUCAAUGUCCACAGAGUUUCAAUCGUAAUCACGAUUUGAAACGCCACAAGCGCAUACACCUGGCCGUCAAACCUUACCCAUGCCAGUGUUGCGAUAAACAAUUUUCAAGAAAGGAUGCGCUAAAAAGGCACAUCCUUGUCAAGGGAUGCAAUAACACGAAGAAUAAUAAAAAGACGACUUCUCCAAACACUGGAGAUGAUAAAAAAGUUGAGGAAUCUUCGACAAAACAAAAAUAUACUUCAUCGCCGAUAGAAAGUUACGUAAAUGGUGGAAAUUCUGUGAAGAGUGAAUCGACAAAAGAAGGUGUUUACAAUAAUACUUAUGGAAAUUCGUCGAUAUAA
Molecule: messenger RNA, 1407 nt
Organism: Funneliformis mosseae
Lineage: Eukaryota; Fungi; Glomeromycota; Glomeromycetes; Glomerales; Glomeraceae
Source: the annotation of a GenBank genome assembly